UUGCUACGAAAUACCUUAUAAUUAAAGCUUGCUUACUGCGCAUGUCUACCAAAACCAGCUGUGAAGGAGGCGGUGCUUCAGUGACGUAUCAGGAAGAGCUCUCCACUCCCCCACGCGUGUUGUGGAUUCCUCAGUUUCACGGUUAAAGAGGAUCAUCUGACUUUGUGAGAGGUUGCAGCGUUUGUGUACAAACACAACUCUUUCUCGUCUGUCAGUCUGUUGGAUUGUCGGUCAGGUGUGUUGAUGAUGUCAUCAUCAGAGGACCAGCUGUGUCUGAACAUCCACAGCGGUUUUUCCUCCUCAUCAUUGACCAAUAGGAAACCUCUGAGUGCUCAGCAGAGAUGGGUCACAUUGAAGAAGCAGAGAGCAGAGAAGAGAAAGUUCAGCUCCCAAGAGGAGGAGCCGGCAAAGAAGAAAAGAGGCUCCUUUAAAGAGAGGGGACUCCAGCACAGUGACACAGCAGAGGAGGAGGAAGAGGAGGAGGAGGAGGAAGAGGAGGAGGCAGACACUCAGAUAGACAGCAGGGCACCACAGAAGAAGACAAAAGAAAAAGAGAAGAAGAAGGAUGGAGUUAAGGAAACAGGAAGGAGCAGCAUUAAGACGUCCUCUUUGUUCAAGCACAACCCCGAGAUCCCGGAAAUCCACAGACCUGCCGUCUCUCUGGUAAAGGAAAAGAUUUUCACCAGUGACUCCUUCUCAGACUUGGACCUGCAUCCACAUCUGGUGGCAACACUGAACAAAGUCCUGAAUGUUUCCAUAGUGACAAGUGUUCAGAAACAGACUAUUCCAGUUCUUCUCUCAGGACGAGACGCUGUAGUCCGGUCUCAGACGGGUUCAGGUAAAACCCUGUCCUACGCCGUCCCCGUGGUCCAGAGUCUGCAGGCGGUCCAGCCCAAGAUCAGCAGGUCAGAUGGUCCUCUGGCUGUCGUCAUCGUCCCAACCAGAGAGCUCGCCCAGCAGACAUUUCAGACUUUCCAGAAGCUCCUUAAGCCGUUUAUGUGGAUUGUCCCAGGUGUUCUGAUGGGAGGAGAGAAGAGGAAAGCAGAGAAGGCAAGGCUGCGUAAAGGCAUCAACAUCCUGGUUUCAACUCCUGGACGUCUGGUGGAUCAUAUCAAAAACACCCUGAGCAUCGCCUUUAGUGCUGUUCGCUGGCUCAUCUUGGACGAGGCUGAUCGGACGUUGGACUUGGGUUUUGAGAAGGAUCUGACAGUCAUUUUAAACAGUUUGAACUCUAAAGGACCAAGCAGACAGAACGUCCUGUUGUCUGCUACACUGACAAGCGGUGUGAAUUGGUUAGCAGAUGUUUGUCUGGACGAUCCAGUCAGCAUCCAAGUGUCUGGCUCCGCCCCCCCUGACCUCAAAGGCUCUACUUCUGACCUCAGCACAGCCAGCAAAUCAGAGAGCUUUGCUGUCCCAGAGCAUCUGAAGCAGUUUGUUGUGGUUGUUCCCAGUAAGAUCAGACUAGUAUGUCUGGCUGCCUUCAUACUGGACAAAUGCAAGUUUUCUCAGAACAAACUUGUUAUCUUCGUCUCGAGCUGUGAAGCUGUCGAGUUUCUACACUCUCUCUUCAAUUCAGUCCUCUCUGGCCCCUCGACCAAUAACAAGCCUAAACUCAGCUUCAUGCGUCUUCAUGGCAACAUGAAGCAGGAGGAGCGCUCAGACGUCUUUCAGCAGUUUUCUGUCUCUAAAUCUGGAGUCCUGUUCUGCACAGAUGUGGCAGCCAGAGGUCUGGACCUCCCUGCUGUUUCCUGGAUCAUUCAGUACACUCCUCCAUCAGCAGCAGCAGAGUACGUCCACCGUGUUGGUCGGACAGCUCGGAUCGGAGGAAAAGGAAGCAGCCUCCUGUUCCUCACACCUGCUGAGACUGCCUAUAUCCCUGAGCUGACCAAUCACAAAAUCAGCCUGGAAGAGAUGAAGCUGCAGGACAUCCUCUCUUGCCUGAUGAUGGACGACACCUACAAGGGACGGGGGAAAUACCACAGCAAGAGUUCAUCCAAAGCUCUGGAGCAGGAGACCAGAGAGAGAGCGACGGUCCUGCAGACGGAGUUUGAAAACGUUGUUCACGCAGAUACUCAGUCAGUGCAGAACGCCAAGAAAGCAUUGCAGUCCUUCCUAAGAGCAUACACCACCUACCCUGCCCACCUCAAACACAUCUUCCACAUCCGCUCCCUCCACCUGGGACACACGGCCAAGAGCUUCGGCCUUCGGGACGCUCCGCAGGGCCUAAGCGCCAUCACUGGAGGUGCCAAGACUCACAAUAAGAACCAGAACAAGAACCAGAGCAGGAGCCCCGUCAAGAACCAGAACAAGGCGAGCGGCGGAGCAGGACAGAGGAGAGCCGGGGAGAAGAGGUUUUCUUCCAGUCAGAGGGAGCUCAGUCUUUCCCGCUCCGAGUUUUCUAAUGGGAUGGAGGAAGGUAAUGCCAAGAAAAAGAAGAAGAAGAAGAAGUUUGGUCAGUCAGGAGAAGAGGAGGAGAAAUGAGCAGCUAGAAAGGAACAGGCGAUAUACACAGCUGACUGGUCAAGAAGAUGCACUGGACAUUUGGCUCAUAGGGGACAGGAGUGAGGAGUUCUGAAUUAUUUACAGGAUGACUAAAAGUUCUGGAAAAUCCUGGGAGUCCUAUAAAAGUCUGAUGGUGUGUUUAGACCUGUGUCAUGUAUACAGGGUGGUGUGAGGACACUCAGUCUUUUAUGUCCAAGCAAACUGAGCCAAAGACGCAUCUAUAAUGUAAAAUUCUACAGUUUUACUGAUGGCUCAUUGGCUUAUCUCGAGUUGUGAGGUCAAGUUCGCUCCCUAUUUGAACACAUUUAAAAUAUGUGAACUCUUGGCAAUAUUUAAAAAUCUGAAACAAUGUCACAAAAACUAUUUACAUCAUUAUUAAUUUCUUCUCAACCUUAAAAAAAGGUUUCAGUUUAUUCUUCAGUGUUCAGGUGUGUUGUGCCAGGAGUCAAGUGUUGAGGUUUCUGGAGCCGCUCACGUCACACACCUCAUUAUGUGUUUGAGGACAGACAACUUAAAAAUAUGAAAAUAUAAAUAUAUAUUUUUUAUUUUUUCACAACUUCAGAAUAGUGUUUUCAACAUUUGUGAUGUUUAAAAAUAAAUAACUUGUAUUUUA
Messenger RNA from Labrus bergylta (ballan wrasse), 3115 nucleotides. RefSeq names its product DEAD (Asp-Glu-Ala-Asp) box polypeptide 31 (gene ddx31). Gene Ontology annotation, biological process: ribosome biogenesis. Lineage: Eukaryota; Metazoa; Chordata; Actinopteri; Labriformes; Labridae. The record is from RefSeq and is a predicted model, not a curated record. Gene Ontology annotation, molecular function: ATP binding; nucleic acid binding. Gene Ontology annotation, cellular component: nucleus.